AUGCCGACCAAGGAAGCCGUCCGAGAACCAGCCGCGACGAGAACAAGCUACAGUUUCCCGCAUUCCGAACCGAGAAAGAUGGAGUACGAAGAACCGAUCCGGAUACUAGGAAGGAUGAAGCCACGGUCUCUGCUGGCGUAUGGCACUUCGGCUGCUCUGUGUCGAGAGGAUCGAUCUGAGGCACAUAUCGACCUCGUCAGGGAUACGGCUUUCUAUUUUGUUUGGCACCGAUGUAGGCGCGCUGGAUUAUAUGAUGUUCGAUGGCUGAAUGCUCGAUAUGGAUCUGGCAACGAUUACUCUAUAACAGCGGACGCCAUAUCAGACUACCAUCAAUCCAGAGAUCUCUGCACAGCAUCUCCGGACUACAAGUGA
Messenger RNA from Neurospora crassa OR74A, 372 nucleotides. RefSeq lists its product as hypothetical. The record is from RefSeq and is a predicted model, not a curated record. The transcript has 2 exons. Lineage: Eukaryota; Fungi; Ascomycota; Sordariomycetes; Sordariales; Sordariaceae. Bases 1 to 372 code for a protein of 123 amino acids.